UAUUUAGUUACUUUCCACCACUGAUGGUAAUAUUCGUAUGGGCAGCGAUCGUAGGCCUACUGCAGUCUACUGUUUACUGUCUGCAGGCUGCAUCACAAUGAAGCGUGUCCUCGUCUGACCCGGGCGGAAAUGCUGUAACAUCAGCGGACCAGUUUCUCUGUGCUCCGGAGCGCUUCUCCCAGCGGCUCCUCAACGGACACACCGCCCUGUGGACAGGAAAGGACGACCCUUGGCUAAAUAUAUUUCAGUGUCUCAGACCUGUGCUGUUAUGCCCGCUGUCACCCCGGUUCCCAGCGCUUGCGCUAGUCCUCUGCAGCUGACGUCACACCCAGCAUGGCGGUCAAGGUGCAAGCAAUAAAAAGAGCAGACCCCCAUGACUUGAAGACUAUUUUUCUGAAGUAUGCCAGUGUGGUGCAGGAUGGAGAGCAUUACAUGACUCCCAGGGACUUUGUACAGAGUUACCUGGGUCUGCAUACACAGCCUGAACAUAAUCCCAGAACUGUGGAGCUGAUAGCUGGAGUGGCCGACACCACUAAGGAUGGACUGAUCUCCAUCCAGGAGUUUCUGGCCUUUGAGUCCGUUCUAUGUGCCCCAGAUGCUCUGUUCAUAGUUGCCUUUCAGUUGUUUGACAAGACUGGCACAGGGAACAUCUCAUUUGAGAAUGUGCGUGACAUCUUCAGCCAGACCUCAGUUCACCACCACAUCCCCUUCAGCUGGGACUGUGACUUCAUCAGGCUACACUUCGGCCAUGAAAGAAACAAGCACCUCAGCUAUGCAGAGUUCACCCAGUUUCUGCAGGAGCUGCAGCUGGAGCAUGCCCGCCAGGCUUUUGCACAAAAGGACAAGAACAAAAGUGGCACCAUCACUGCCUUGGACUUCAGCGACAUUAUGGCCACCAUCAGACACCACAUGCUGACUCCAUUUGUCGAGGAGAAUCUGGUUUCAGCUGCAGGAAGCAGCACAUCCCACAUGGUGAGCUUCUCCUACUUCAAUGCCUUUAACGCCCUCCUCAACAACAUGGAGCUGAUCCGCAAGAUAUACAGCACCCUCACCGGCACACACAGAGACACACUUGUUACCAAAGAGGAGUUUGUUCAUGCUGCCAUUAGGUUUGGUCAAAUCACUCCAAUGGAGAUCGACAUCCUGUACCAGCUCUCCGGGCUUCACUCUCACUCUGGGCGGCUGAACCUCGCAGACAUUGAGAGGAUAGCCCCGCUGGAGGAAGGAGCCAUGCCGUACCACCUAGCAGAGACCCAGAGACAGUACACUCAUGAAAUGUCUCGGCCUGUCUGGCUCCAGGCUGCAGAGUCUGCCUACAGGUUUACCCUGGGCUCAAUCGCUGGAGCCGCCGGUGCCACGGCUGUGUACCCCAUCGACCUGGUGAAGACGCGCAUGCAGAACCAGCGCUCCACUGGCUCCUUUGUAGGAGAGCUGAUGUACAAGAACAGCUUUGACUGUGCAAAGAAAGUGCUUCGGUACGAGGGCUUCUUCGGAUUCUACAGAGGUCUCCUCCCGCAGCUCAUUGGUGUUGCCCCGGAGAAAGCUAUCAAACUCACGGUGAAUGAUUUUGUCAGAGACAAGUUCACCACACAAGAUGAUACCAUCCCUCUCCCUGCAGAGAUUCUCGCUGGUGGAUGUGCUGGAGCUUCCCAGGUGAUUUUCACAAAUCCUCUAGAGAUCGUUAAGAUCCGUCUGCAGGUGGCGGGAGAGAUCACUACAGCGCCCAGGGUCAGCGCCCUGAGUGUUGUGAGAGACCUGGGCUUCUUUGGCCUUUACAAGGGAGCCAAAGCUUGCUUCCUGCGUGACAUCCCCUUCUCUGCCAUCUAUUUCCCUGUUUAUGCCCACACCAAGGCGAAGCUGGCAGAUGAGGAAGGAAGGCUGGGGGCACUGCAGCUGCUUACUGCUGGAGCUAUUGCUGGUGUACCGGCGGCUUCGCUAGUGACCCCUGCUGAUGUCAUCAAGACCAGGCUCCAGGUGGCAGCCCGAGCAGGCCAGACGACAUACAGCGGAGUCAUUGACUGCUUCAAGAAGAUCCUCAAAGAAGAAGGCUUCCGGGCAUUUUGGAAGGGUGCAGGAGCUCGUGUCUGCAGAUCUUCACCACAGUUUGCUGUAACCCUGGUGACCUAUGAACUGCUGCAAAGAUGGUUCUAUAUUGACUUUGGAGGACAUCGUCCUGCUGGUUCUGAGCCCACUCCCAAACCCACGAUCAAGGACCUUCCCUGUGUAACUGCAGACCACGUGGGCGGUUACCGUCUGGCUGCGGCGACCUUUGCUGGCGUGGAGAGAAAGUUUGGUCUGCACCUGCCAAAGUUCAAACCCUCUGGAGAGGUGACAAGCAAAUCCGCGGGGUCCACAGCAGAACCGCAGGCUUCAUAAACCAUCGCUCGCCGUGACCACAAGGGUUGCAUGCUCCUCUUGUUGUUUGGUCCAGACUUGCUUUAAUGAAUGUUUCGAUUCAAUGUAGUCGUGUUACAUCGAACGCUGCACGAGUUUUGCUUUGUUUUUUCUUUUCAUAGCUUGCACAAUUUUAUUGUACAUAUUGUACUUCUCUACAGAGGCACAUUAUGGUAUUACGGAGCAUUGUUACUGCAUUUUCCUGGUGUGCAAUAGCUUUGGUGUGCAUGUGUCAGUUGUAUUUCAGAGGCACAAGGAUGUACAGAUGUUUUCAAAAGUCUAUUUUGAAAUCAUGACCAGGAACUUUGGAAAUAAUUUAAAUGUAUUUAUUGUAUUUUAUUGAAAUAAAUCAUUCAAACUGUUUGUUUCUACUGUGUGAAAAGUACAGUCUCAGGUUUGACACCAAGCUUUGAGAUUCUUGUGGAAACAAAUGAUCUCUGUUCUGAUCCCAUUAACGUUCAUCACAGAUCUGGAAAUCACUGAGCAGUUACAGCAUUGACGAUAUUCCAGCUAUCUUAAGUCUAGUCAGCUGCACUGAUUAAGUGGAAUCUGAUGCAGUAUACAGUAUAAAGUAGAAAGACAUGUGGAUCUUGGACAUUCCAGUAUUAUACAAAUAAGUGAACAUUUGGGGUAAUCAAGUCAAAGGGAACAGAGAUGACAACAUGGGCUACAGCUGUGAGAUGUUUACAUUCCUGGAUCUUCAAAGAUGUGAUUGCUUUGCUACAACUUUGGUAGAAAUGGAGAACAGGUUUGAGUGUUUUUAAUGAAUAUGCAGAGUGGAGUACCUACAGUAACUCAAAAUUAAGGCUCGUGUUAAUGUGCUGUAAAUAAAGACAAGUAGGGGUUUUACAAUCAAGAUUCAAAUUAAACCUUAAGGCAUCUGGUUAUA
This is a messenger RNA of Monopterus albus (swamp eel), 3283 nucleotides long. RefSeq names its product calcium-binding mitochondrial carrier protein Aralar1-like. The transcript is spliced from 18 exons. Gene Ontology annotation, molecular function: L-glutamate transmembrane transporter activity; L-aspartate transmembrane transporter activity; calcium ion binding. Bases 334 to 2376 code for a protein of 680 amino acids. NCBI's taxonomy places the organism in Eukaryota, Metazoa, Chordata, Actinopteri, Synbranchiformes, Synbranchidae. Gene Ontology annotation, biological process: malate-aspartate shuttle; aspartate transmembrane transport; L-glutamate transmembrane transport. The record is from RefSeq and is a predicted model, not a curated record.